AUGCCACAGGUAACCACCCGGGACUCGUUCCUCGAGCUCCUGAGGAGGGAAGGCUUCGAGAAGCAGUGGGGUUUGAUGGAUUUCGUGUAUUUGCCCACCGACUUUGGUAUGCAAUGCUGUUUUGGAUACGCGUUCGUCAACCUGGUCUCGCCCACGGCCGCGCAGCGUUUCCACGAGGUGUUCGCGGGCUUCUCCAAGUGGAGCGUGCCCUGGGAAUCCGAGGCCGAGGUGGGCUGGGCCUCGCUGCAGGGCCUCGACCGGCACGUCGAGAAGUACCGGAACAGCCCGGUGAUGCACCAGAGCGUGGGGGACGAGAGCAGGCCUAUCUUGUUGAAGGACGGCGUGCGCAUCGACUUCCCCCUCCCCACCAAGAAGAUCGGCCUCGUGAAGCGCCUGCGCUCCCGGAGGAACCCGCCCUCCAGCGGGAGGGACGGCGAGACGAUCCACGCCGUGCUCCUCGAGGGCCCACGGAGCCAGGAGCAACCCAGCUGGGACUACCAGGACACGGACGAGGAGCUGCAGCCGACCAAGCCGCACGGCCGCCCCGCCGCCGCCCAGAAGGCCACGCUGCUGCUCGCGCCCGGGCUGGAGCCUCUGCCGCCCCGGCCGAAGGGCGGCGAGCCGCCGAAGCGGAAGGGCGGAGACCUCCUCAAGGCGGGGCUGGAGCCCGUGGCGGCGAAGCAGACCGCGAAGCUGAAGCAGUCCCUGGCUGGCGCCGCGGCCUCCUCUAAGCAGACAGGCGCCGCCGACAAGACGGACCUGAAGCGUCACAGCUUGCCGGGCCCACCGGGGCGCUUCGAGGGGCCGCCGGGCCGCUUCGCGCCGCGCGCGGGUUCCGAGUGGGACGCGUGCAGCGACUGCUCCUCGCGCGCGGCCACCCACAGGAGCGCCGCCACGGCGCCCAGCGUCGUGGGCAGCGCCCGGGGCAUGGCGGCGCCGCCGGGGUGCUUCGAACGGCGGCCAGCGGGCGCGGCGGAGCUCGACGUCGUGAGCGCCGCGAGCGGCAGCACCACGCGCGGCAGCUUCUCGGGGCCGCCGGGGCGCUUCAUGAAGGCCUCGGAGAUCGACACGCUCAGCGAGUGCUCCACGAAC
Messenger RNA from Prorocentrum cordatum, 1092 nucleotides. NCBI's taxonomy places the organism in Eukaryota, Dinophyceae, Prorocentrales, Prorocentraceae. The record is from the annotation of a GenBank genome assembly.